Messenger RNA from Pipistrellus kuhlii (Kuhl's pipistrelle), 6734 nucleotides. RefSeq names its product ADAM metallopeptidase with thrombospondin type 1 motif 2 (gene ADAMTS2). The transcript is spliced from 22 exons. Bases 152 to 3769 code for a protein of 1205 amino acids. Gene Ontology annotation, molecular function: metalloendopeptidase activity; zinc ion binding. The record is from RefSeq and is a predicted model, not a curated record. Gene Ontology annotation, biological process: extracellular matrix organization; proteolysis. NCBI's taxonomy places the organism in Eukaryota, Metazoa, Chordata, Mammalia, Chiroptera, Vespertilionidae.
CCCUCCCUCCCCGGCGCGCCUCGCUCCUCCGCCCCGCUCCCUGCGGUGCUGCAGCUGCGGCGGCUCCAGCGGCCCCAGAUGUGGACUGGGCGGCGCGCGGGGAACUUUCGCGCCGGCUGCGAGUGCGGGGCCCGGCUGCGGUCCGGCUGCCAUGGAUCCGUCAGCUGGCGCCGUGCGCCGCCUGCUCUGCCUCUCUCCGCUCCCGCUGCUGCUGCUGCUACUGCCGCCGCCGCCGCCCGCCGCCGCCAGGCUCGCCGCGGCCGCCGACCCCCCAGGCGGACCCCCGGGGCGCGGAGCCCAGCGCAUCCUGGCGGUGCCUGUGCGCACUGACGCCCAGGGCCGCCUGGUGUCCCACGUGGUGUCGGUGACGACGGCUCAGGCCGGGGUUCGGGCCCGCAGGGCUGCCCCCGCCAGGACCCCGGGUUCCUCUGGAGGUGGCGAGGACCUGGACCGCCGCCUGUUCUACAACAUCACCGUCUUCAGCCGAGACCUGCACCUGCGGCUGCGGCCCAACGCCCGCCUCGUGGCGCCCGGGGCCACGAUGGAGUGGCAGGGCGAGGCGGGCACCACCCGCGUGGAGCCCCUGCUCGGGACCUGCCUCUACACUGGAGACGUGGCCGGCGUGAGUGAGGCCUCCUCCGUGGCGCUCAGCACCUGCGAUGGGCUGGCUGGCCUGAUCCGAAUGGAGGAGGAGGAGUUCUUUAUCGAGCCCCUGGAGAAGGGGCUGGCAGCGAAGGAGGCUGAGCAGGGUCGGGUGCAUGUGAUAUAUCGCCGGCCAUCCAACCCCAGGCUCCCUUCUCUCGGGGUGCCUCAGGCCCUGGACACAGGGGCCUCCCUUGGCAGCCUGGACAGCCUCAGCCGUACCCUGGGCGUCCUGGAGGAACGGAUCAACAGCUCGAGGCGCAGGGCACGCAGACACACCGCCGAUGACGACUACAACAUCGAGGUCCUGCUGGGUGUGGACGACUCUGUGGUCCAGUUCCAUGGGAAGGAGCACGUGCAGAAGUACCUGCUCACACUCAUGAACAUUGUCAAUGAGAUCUACCAUGACGAGUCCUUGGGGGCCCACAUCAAUGUGGUCCUGGUGCGGAUCAUCCUGCUCAGCUACGGGAAGUCCAUGAGCCUUAUUGAGAUCGGGAACCCUUCUCAAAGCCUGGAGAAUGUCUGCCGGUGGGCUUACCUCCAGCAGAAGCCGGACACAGACCACGAUGAAUACCAUGAUCACGCUAUCUUCCUCACACGGCAAGACUUUGGGCCUUCAGGCAUGCAAGGCUAUGCUCCUGUCACCGGGAUGUGCCACCCCGUUCGCAGUUGCACCCUGAACCAUGAGGACGGCUUCUCCUCGGCGUUUGUGGUGGCCCACGAGACCGGCCACGUGCUAGGCAUGGAACACGAUGGGCAGGGCAACCGCUGCGGCGACGAGGUGCGUCUGGGCAGCAUCAUGGCUCCCCUGGUGCAGGCAGCCUUCCACCGCUUCCACUGGUCCCGCUGCAGCCAGCAGGAGCUGAGCCGCUACCUGCACUCCUAUGACUGCCUGCGGGAUGACCCCUUCGCCCACGACUGGCCGGCGCUGCCCCAGCUUCCCGGGCUGCACUACUCCAUGAACGAGCAGUGCCGCUUCGACUUCGGCCUGGGCUACAUGAUGUGCACCGCGUUCCGGACCUUUGAUCCCUGCAAGCAGCUGUGGUGCAGCCACCCUGACAAUCCCUACUUUUGCAAGACCAAGAAGGGCCCCCCACUGGAUGGGACCAUGUGUGCACCUGGCAAGCACUGCUUUAAAGGACACUGCAUCUGGCUGACGCCUGACAUCCUCAAACGAGAUGGCAACUGGGGCUCCUGGAGUCCAUUCGGCUCCUGCUCACGCACCUGUGGCACAGGCGUUAAGUUCAGGACCCGCCAGUGUGACAACCCACACCCUGCCAAUGGGGGCCGCCCCUGUGCAGGCCUUGGCUACGAUUUCCAGCUCUGCAACUCCCAGGACUGUCCCGACUCACUGGCCGACUUCCGCGAGGAACAGUGCCGGCAGUGGGACCUGUACUUCGAGCAUGGUGAUGCCCAGCACCACUGGCUGCCCCAUGAGCACCGGGACGCCAAGGAGAGGUGCCACCUCUACUGUGAGUCCAAGGAGACCGGGGAGGUGGUGUCCAUGAAGCGCAUGGUGCACGACGGAACCCGAUGCUCCUACAAGGAUGCCUUCAGCCUCUGCGUGCGAGGAGACUGCAGGAAGGUGGGCUGUGAUGGCGUGAUUGGCUCCAACAAGCAAGAAGACAAGUGUGGUGUGUGCGGAGGGGACAACAGCCACUGCAAAGUAGUCAAAGGCGUGUUCACUCGCACACCUAAGAAGCUGGGUUACGUGAAGAUGUUUGAGAUCCCCGCAGGAGCCAGACACCUGCUCAUCCAGGAGGCGGACACUACCAGCCAUCACCUGGCCGUCAAGAACUUAGAGACAGGCAAGUUCAUUUUAAACGAGGAGAACGACAUAGACCCCAAUUCCAAAUCCUUCAUCGCCAUGGGCGUGGAGUGGGAGUACCGGGAUGAAGAUGGCCGGGAGACGCUGCAGACCAUGGGCCCCCUUCAUGGCACCAUCGCCGUGCUGGUCAUCCCGCAGGGAGACACCCGGGUCUCGCUGACGUACAAGUACAUGAUCCAUGAGGACUCGCUCAACGUGGAUGACAACCAGGUCCUGGAGGAUGACUCCGUGGGCUAUGAGUGGGCCCUGAAGAAGUGGUCCCUGUGCUCCAAGCCCUGCGGUGGAGGGUCCCAGUUCACCAAGUAUGGCUGCCGCCGGAGGCUGGACCUCAAGAUGGUGCACCGCAGCUUCUGCGACGCCUUCCCAAAGCCCAAAGCCAUCCGCCGGGCCUGCAACCCGCAGGAGUGCUCCCAGCCCGAAUGGAUCAUGGGCGAAUGGGAGCCGUGCAGUCAGAGCUGUGGGCGGACAGGCACGCAGGUCCGCUCCGUGCGCUGCGUUCAGACCCUGCACAACAACACCACUCGCACCGUGCACACCAAGCACUGCAACGACGCACGACCUGAGAGCCGCAGGGCCUGCAACCGCGAGCUCUGUCCUGGACGGUGGCGGGCCGGACCCUGGUCCCAGUGCUCUGUGACCUGUGGCAAUGGCACCCAGGAGCGGCCGGUUCUCUGCCGCACCGCGGACGACCACUUUGGGAUCUGCCGGGAGGAGCAACCUGAGAGAGCAAGGAUCUGUAGGCUGGACCCCUGCCCCGGAAACAUCUCCGACCCCUCUAAGAAGAGCUAUGUGGUUCAGUGGCUGUCCCGACCGGACCCCGACUCGCAGGUCCAGAAGACUUCGUCAAAGGGCCGCUGCCAAGGCGACAAGUCAAUGUUCUGCAGGAUGGAAGUCCUGUCUCGCUAUUGCUCCAUCCCAGGCUACAACAAGCUGUGCUGCAAGUCCUGUAACCUGCAUGACAACCUCACUGACGUGGAUGACAGGGCAAGGCCACCGCCCGGGAAGCAUAAUGACAUUGAGGAGCUCAUGCCCACCCUCCCAAUCCCCACUCUAGUCAUGGAGGUGCAGCCUGCGCCAGGCCCGCCCCUGGAGGUGCCUCUCAAUGCCUCCAGCACCAAUGCUACUAAGGAGCACCCGGAAACCAAUGCGGUUGACGUGCCCUACAAAAUCAAUGGCCUGAACAAUGAAGUGCAGCCACCCAACCUAAUCCCUCGACGGCCAAGCCCAUCUGAGAGAACCAGAAACCAACGGAUCCAAGAGCUUAUGGAUGAGAUGAGGAAGAAAGAGAUCCUCGGAUAGUUCUAAUAAAGUGAAAGGUAGCAUCAAUAGCAUUUUUUUUCCUUGCUUAUAGAGAUAUUCCAUGGGAUGCCAUCCUGUGUCAUGGUGAUUAAAUCAAAAUUCCCGAGUCCCAAAAGUUUUGAGGGAACAGAGGGAGAAUCACAUGAAAAUGGAUAUGUGUGUAUUAUACAGAUGGUUGUGAGCAUGUGGCCAACAAGGAGAACACAUGGGUGUCCCAGCCCCAGAAUGUUCUGAACCCUGAACUGGGCUUGGGUCUGGGGUAGAGAGCAAUGUCAGUGAGGGAGGGCAAGAGGACUAGCUUGGAGAAAGAAGACAUUUGCCUCAAGUUUCUGAGCAGUAACCAGUGGUGACAACACAGGCAUUUCCUUCUAAUCCCCAGGCUUGGACACGAGCCCCGUGGGGACUCUUAGGAAACAAUGAUUUAGUCACUAACUUCCCAGUCACUAAGCUGAGGCCAUGGACUCCGGUGCCUCCAAUGCCAGGCAGGUGGUGAGGACAAGUGUGGUGGCUCCAACAUUACUGCCUCUGUGAGAACUGGCCUGCUGCCAGAGAACAUGCUUUUUCACUAGAAGUCUAGAUUCCGUGUGAAAAUUCUGUCUUUAAAGAUCAGUCCAAAAUACUCGGAGGAGGCCAGGAGUCUGUUAAGGUGCAGGGCCGCCAGGCUGCAGCCUCUGGUCUCAGACAUGACCUGACACAGCCUGGCCAAUCAAGGACUUAGGGAAGCCAUCUGACGCAUUUGGUGCUCACCAGCUGUGCUGUCUCGGCCAUGUCUGACUGUGACGCUGGCCAUUUCUUCCUGGGAAAGUCCCUGGAAUCCUAUAACUUUGGCUUGAGGAUUGAUCUAAACAGGGGGUCAUGUUUUCUGCAAGAUGAGAAUUCAGUGGAGUGAACUCUCAGGUCUCUCUCCUCUCCAUGAACCCUGACCUUCCUUGUCCCCUCUGGCCAGCCUGGCCUUGGCCCUGCAGCUCCCCAAAGGGGCUCUCUCCUUCCACAAGUGCAUCGGAAGACUGACAGGCAUGUGGUGUGCUGGGAAGUCCAGUGAGUGGUCAAGGCUGACUCUCCCAGAGGGGCAGGAGUGCUGCCACCAGGAUGGUCAUGCCUCAGGGACCCACAAUGGACUUUUUAGGCUUGGGUAUGCUUGUGGGGGAUAGGCCUGCCCUAUUGGAGCCUUCCAGCCCCCAGCCCUGCCCCCACUGUCAUCCCUUAAAAGUUUCAAUAGGGAACUGCCAGAUAUGUCCUCUGAUGAGAGGCAUUGGGUAGGAGGUGGGGAGAGCCCUCUUUUGCUCUUUCCAAACAGUAACAGUUUCUAUUUCAGCAGAAUGGUGCUUUGUGAGCAAGAUGUGAAUGAGAGAGAAAUAAGAAGGGAGUGGGUGGAGAUGGAUGGGAGAAUAAUGGCUAAUUUUUACCUCUCCCUGCAUUGAUAUUAACAUGCAGCUUCAAUUUCCCAAAAUUGUAAGACCUGGGGAGCAUAUUAGCUCCUUAGCUGGGCCUCCCUUAACAUUAUUGGGCUUUUCGUACCCACAGAGUUCCAGAGCCUUUUUAUUCUUGCCAGUCAGAUCUUAGAGAACUCUUUCUUGUUUAAGUCCCCAUUAUAUGGGCAAAAAUACUGAGGCUCAGGAAAGUACCAUGCCAGCAAUUUUAUACUGAGUUUUGCAGUCUGUGUGUGUGAAUCUGUACGUGUGAGUGUGUGUGUGUGUGUGUGUGUGUGUGUGUGUGUGUGUAGCCUAAGGGACAAAGAAAGGGUAUAGGACAUAGUGAGGACCAUUCUAGGAUAAUGCUUAACUGUCCAACUGGAUGAUGACCAGCCUUCCUGUCCCCUGGUAUAGCCGCCCUCUCUUUCUGCCACCAUGCCCCACGCAUGCUCAGACACUGUGCAAUGUCUAAAGAAGCUUGCUGACUCCUAAGAACUAAACUGGAGAAACGUUUUGAACAUCUCUCAUAGUAUCACUUCUUCUUUAGUAAGGUGUGGUAUACAGUACUUUCACAAUCCUGUCAUUAUAAUUAGGAAAUGGGUCCCUCUGUGGUAUUAGUUACGACCUGAAAGACUGGGCAGUUUGUGCUUGGGUCUGUCUUGGAAUGUAAAGGAAGUUUGGGAUGACUAACCCUGGCCUGGGAUCCUCAGAAUCAGAACGAUCCACUCCCAGAUCCUAGCAAAGUGGGGUUGCAUAUCUUGGGGCCAGAAAUCUUUGGAGAGAGGCCCUCGGUGGGACAUUGCCAGGGGUACCUGUCUUUGGCUAGUGGGAGAGAGAUGUGCUCUGGAAGCUGUAGGCCAGCAAGGCCGUGUCCUCACAUGCCAUACUCAGUGCUUUGGACCAUAUAUCCAGAGUGCUCCAGACGUAAGCAGUCCUCAGAGGUCUCUCCCCAAGGAAUGCAGUGUUCAUGCAGCUCUGAGAGACUGAAAGUCGCUGAGCUUGGGACAGUUGGAGAGCAGGCUGAGCAACAGUGCUGAGCUUCCAGGGUCAGCCCUGUGUUCAAAGCUCCUGCCUUGUGUGUAGGGAAGGCCAUGCAGCUAUUCUAGCUGAGUUUCAUAACACCAUGUAUGACUCAGGUGUCCUCUGUCCACAGUUAAAAAAAAAAAAAAAAAAGCUGAGGGACUCGAGGAUCACUUUAUGUUCACAGGGAGAAUUGUGCUAGCAUUUUGGCACCUGGCUCUUGAUAUAUUGCUUUUGGAAAACCCAUGGAAUUUCACAUAUAAGCAUUUCAUUUGUAUUUUAAAUUGGUUUGUCUUUUUGCUUGUUUGUCCCUUGGUUUGGAGUGUAUAAAUGGUGCUCAAUAGUCAAUGUCUAUCAGGUGACUGUGUACUCCUGUGUGACAGGCAGCCAGCACACACAAAAUCAUCAUGGUGCUGAACUCCAACCACAUUUAUCUUACUGAUCACAGCAAACAAUACAUCUCUCUUCUGUAUAGUAAAAUUUGGUUCCUUGAUUUUGUAACUUAUUAAAGUCACAAUGUCUGUGUUUUUGCA